Messenger RNA from Owenia fusiformis, 1099 nucleotides. NCBI's taxonomy places the organism in Eukaryota, Metazoa, Annelida, Polychaeta, Sabellida, Oweniidae. The record is from the annotation of a GenBank genome assembly.
AUGGAACGUAAAGGUUGCAGACUGGGAGUAUAAUUCAUUAGCUGUGAAUCAGCAGAGCAAUAGUGCCAGUAAAACACCAGAAGAGAUCGAUGCUGAAAUCCUUGAUGAUGAAAAUGUAUUGGCAGCUUUAGACUAUUGGAUGGCUCCUGAGAUCCUCAAACAGAAAUACUGUCGAAAAAACAGCACAGUUCCUAUUAGAUACACACUGGAGGGGGAUAUCUAUAGUUUUAGUGUCAUCCUUUUAGAGAUUUUCACCAAAGAGGACCCAUAUACUGAACUCACAAGUGGUGAGAUGAAAGAACCAAAAGAGGUAAUACAAAUGAUAAUGGAAAAUACAAUAUGUCCACAAAUCUCACCAGAGGUACCAGAAAGCGUAAAAAAAAUUAUGAAAAAAGCCUCUCAGGUUGUGCCUUCAAAGAGACCAACAUUUCAAAACAUUGUGAAGUUAUUGGAAGCGAGCAACAAAAGAGGAAGAACUAGUGUAGUUGAAUGUAUGAUGGAAACUUUAGAGACCUAUGUAGCCUCAUUAGAAUCCAGGAUCGAAGAGAGGACACAGGAACUCUCUGUGGCAAUGGCCAAUAUGGAAGGCUUACUGCACAGAAUUUUACCACCAAUGGUUGCUAGUGCCCUUUCCAGAGGUGAACCAGUCCCUCCAGAAACAUUCAACUCGGUCUCAGUUUUCUUCUCCGAUAUUGUGGGAUUCACUGAACUUUGUGCUGCCUCUGCUCCUCUUCAGAUUGUUACAAUGUUGAAUGACCUCUACUCCAUAUUUGAUGAUAUCAUAGACAACUAUGAUGUUUACAAAGUUGAAACCAUUGGUGAUGCAUAUUUGGUUGUAUCAGGACUCCCACAAAGAAAUGGAAUCCAACAUGCUAGACAUAUCGCAAAUAUGGCUUUGGAUUUUACAAAAUCAGCAACUAGCUUUAAAAUAAGGCACAUGGAAGAGAAAUCAUUACAGAUGCGUGCUGGUAUACACUCAGGACCAGUUGUUACUGGCGUUGUAGGGCUAAAAAUGCCUCGGUAUUGUAUAUUCGGUGACACUGUGAACACUGCCUCAAGAAUGGAAAGUACGUCACAAGCAGAGCACAUCCAGGUAUCA